GUCUCGGCUAGCUUUGUACUUGACAAGCCUUUCACUUUACUUGGAGAAACUUAACAAUCAAACCAAACCGGACUCCGCGACGAUUUGUCGUUUAAAAUGUGAUUAAAAGUUUUAAAAAUGUGUCUAAGUCAUGUCAUGCCAAAGUUAUUUUGGAUAGUUUUUAUAAGUUAUUUAGUUGAACCAUGCAGUUCUUUUGUUCUUCGCGCCUACCUCUCCCAACACGGCCUUCAUGGAGAGAUAGAAUUUUCCCACAAAAACGACACCUUAAUCAGUAUCCGCACAAACCUAAAACCAACAUUACAAUAUCCUGACGGAGUUUGGAGAUGGACUAUUCACGAGUUUCCUGUCGAUUAUCGGGAUAUUUCUGAAUCCCGGUGCUCAGAAGAAACUUUAGGGAGAGAAAUCAUAGAUUUGACUGAAGAAUUGGGGUAUUUAAUUAUACCUGGGAAAGACCACGCCGAGUUCGAAAGCAAAAAUACUUUGACCGGCCCUAAUGGACUCUGGGGGAGAAGCAUUGUUUUAGAAACAGCAGAGAGAGAUCGAAUAAUCUGUGCAUCAAUUCUCUCAACUGAGAAGCUGUAUGAAACUCAUGCUCUAGCCAAAUUCACUGCACCGGUGGCAGGUACAUUACACUUUAGAUGGAUCUCCGCUAAAGAGAUUGACGAAUCCGAUUCGUAUAUCCAAGCUGACUUGUAUCAUGCUAAAGCAGUUACAGAUAAGUCAGAGUACACUGAGCAUAAAUGGAAGCUCUUUGUGACAGACAUAUUUGAUUCUGAUAAGGGAAAUUACGAGGACAAUUGUAAUGUACUGCAAGCAGUCUUCGACCCGGAGAACAAUGGAGAAGGCAUGAGUGUAGGUGACUUAGAUAGUAGAUUGGGUCUUAUUAAAGUGGCUACGGAUGCUAAAGUAAAAAAAGUGAGGACUCUUUAUAAAAAUGAUGUGAUAGACAUUUUGAAAAAUGAUAUGGAGAUGACACGACGAAGUUUGUAUGUGGUGAUUUUUGAUAAUAGACAUGUCGAUAGUUUCUUGGCUUGUGCUAAGUUGAGGCUGAUUCCUCCAAAAAGCAGCAAGGUUUUGAUCAACAUGGACGGAAUCCGCGGCACCGUUGAUUUUACCCAGCGCUCCCCAUUUGACCCGACCUGGGUUAACUUUCAACUUGGUGCUUCCGACAUGGAGUAUGAAUCCAAUCUUCGUUUUGUUGGCUCCAUGCUUCAAUACAACAUCAGAGAGUUGCCUCCGAAACUAUUGGAUGCGAAUCAAGUUAAUUACAUGUGCAAUACGACGGGAGAUAUUUAUAAUCCCAUGGAAUUGGACUUGAAGACUUUACCUCCGCCAGGAUUAAGUACGCAAGACCACUAUCCCGUGGGAGAUCUGCUGGGAAAAUACAAAGAUCGGACCGAAUACUUGAACCACAAAUAUCUUCUGCCUGGUUUGGCUAAUGAAUUAAGUGGAGCGUAUUGGGACGUGUACCUACCAUUACAAGGAAUUUAUUCUGUGGUACACAGAUCCCUCGUGUUGGAGAGGAGACCCGGAAAGCGUAAUGUGUGUGGAACUAUUCUACUUUACGAGGAUGGUACAGAAUACCAGAUACAAAUGAGUGGAGCUCAGGUCAUCUUCCGGUAUCCUAUUGUGGGAAGAGUUAUUUUCAGGCAGCCGUUGGACCAACCCUGGGAGGACACCACCAUAAUAAUCGAGAGCAUGGUACACGCGGAUGGAGCCAAUGUAAACAACACAAGAGAGCAUCGUUGGGCCAUCCACGAACACCCCCCGGGGGUUGAUUAUUACAACUGGACGGGACGAUGCCUCAGCGCCGGAAAAGUAUACGAGCCCCAUAGUCUGGAUAUAGACACACGACACCCCGAACAGUACUGCAGGAGAGGAUUGGAAGGGCUUUGUCGCAUUGGAGACUUUACCACGAGGCACGGCAUGCUCUCUAUAGCUGGAAAGAAAGUGGAUAGUGAUCGACUAACAAGGAGGCUGUUUACUGACACAGUCAUAUCGCUGACAGGCAAGCAUAGCAUCAUGAGGAAAUCACUACUUAUUUAUGAUGAUCACGGACCCGUUGCUAGGGGUGAGAGAAUGGCUUGUUCAAUAGUGAAUGGCCUUCAUCGCCGUAAAGCGGUGGUCCGCGAUUGGUUCGGAAACGGACAGCAGCUUCAGCUGAAAGGCAAGAUUGAAAUGACUCAACAAUCAGAGUAUGACGUCACUAAUGUACAAGUCACGAUCGAAGGGUUGCAGAAUGUAAAUGACUAUAAAAUUCACGUGGUGCCUGUUGAGAAAGAAUUGGAAUUCCCUUGCGAGAAAGAAACACUGUAUGACACAUUCAAUCCGUUUCAUGUGGAUAAGUCGCUUAGUCCACCGCCCGCGCAAGGUACUGCUGACCAAUACGAGCUCGGAGAUUUAGGACUCAAAUAUGGUUUAAUCGAUGAAGCGAAAAGUUUCAAGUCCUUUUACAAUGAAACACAGGUGUCUUUAUUUGGUCCUUACAGUAUACUAGGACGAUCUGUGGUUCUACAUAAAAAGAGCCGUGACCGUAGGUGGGCAUGUUCGAGUAUAGAGCGAGGGUACAGCCCAUCAGAAGCUCGUGAAAUCCGAGGGAUCGCUUCAUUCCACCACCCUGGCGGAUUCGCUCGAGGCUACAUUCGAAUGUCCCAACUCAUCCACAAUGAUGGAAGCACCAGCGAUACCGUGAUAGAAGUAAAGUUGAGGUAUCCGGGAGUGAGAGACAGAAACUAUACCCGUAAUCACAAAUGGGAGAUAUUCGUGAAUCCUGUCGGAGUAGAUGCUGCAGUUCAAGUGACUAAUACUAGAUGUGUAGCUGGUGGUUACCGCUGGAAUCCGUACUUCACGCAGCUAGCUGAUCCAUUGAACCAUGAUCUAUACAGUCAAGAGUGCGGGAUUGACAAUCCACUGCGGUGUGACGUCGGCGAUCUGACUGCCAGAUUGGGAACGAUUAACAUCGGUGGUGAGCGUCAAAUGCUCAUGGACACAAAUUUUCCAUUGGAAGGUAAAGUGUCUGCAAUGGGACGUUCAAUCGUGAUCUUCGGUCCGGAAAGAACUAGCGAACGAUUUGCUUGCGCCAACAUCGAACCCGAUAAUGACAUCAUCAAAUAUGUCAAUCUGGUUAGAACGCCGAAAUUUGUACUUGGUCAAUUCUUAGAAGAUAUUCGGAAAGUAAUGGGUGUUCCUGAGUGGAUGGUCAGCGUGGACUCGCGUCGUACUCGCGACCUGCACCACUCUACCUGUAUUCAGAUCCUACUGCACUUCACUGGACCUCACGCCAACAGACUCGAACUUGAUUUUACUAGAUUACUAGCGUCCGGAAGAUUGGAUUCGCCGAGUAUAUUCAUACCCGGCUACGUGGAUACGAAGAGAAAGAGGGGUACUCAAUAUAGACAUUGCGGAGUCACAGAUCCCAAUGAGAAGAAAAGAAAUUUAGAGGGGCCGUUUUUAUUUUUUGGACCUAAAUCCUUAGAAAAGUACAAAAGGCCAGCAUUGAAGUAUUUGGACCAAGAUGAGUUGACGAAAAUAUAUGGAGAGCAAGCGGCUAUAGUGGUUUUUAAUAACCAGGAUUCGGUGCCACUUUCCAGUGGAUAUUUCCCAAGGUUAAGGAAGAUGUUGGAGGGUCAGACUGUGUUGGUUUUGCCGCAGGAUUUUUUGGAUGUUCACCCGGAUUACAUCAGCAAUGAAACCCAGAUGCUUACCCUUCAAGGACCAUGGUCAGAAAGAGACGCACAGAUGACGGAGACAUUUGCUCGGCUCCAAGAUAUCUAUGGAGCUGGGCGGGUUUUAGGGAUUUUGGGAAAUUCCGUUUCACAAAGUCAAUCUCCGGACUACGUCGAAGGUGAAUGGUCUAGAGUGAGGAGGCAGACUGGUAAUGAAACAACAACACCGUCCGGUCAAGAAGAAGAGAAGAUGACUAAAGCUGUCCCUAAAUACGCAUUAUAUAAUGCAACUGGUCCCCCCGGAAAGGGUGCACUUCUCUACUCAUCAGGAUGGCCUGAGUUACGUUUAGCGAAUGGAAAGAGGGUGGUUCUCAGCAAUCAAGUUGGCGAAUGUACUGUGAAACCGACAAGGCUUUAUACUAUGCUAGUUGUCAAAUUCGCUGAUGGAGACAGUAGAGAUAAGAUAACCCUCGAAUUCAGUUUCAAGCAGUCAGCUGGCUGGUGGACGGCCGUCGGAGUCGAGGUCAUAUUCGGAUCCCUCGAAACAUCUGGAUUGAAUUUGAAGGCACCAGCCCCACCUGAUGCUCCUUCAGCAGUGCUGGGUCGUUCUUACCAUUGUUCUCAGCCUCUUGUGUAUACGUCUGAUGAGGCAAUUUUAAGACUUCCCGAUGUUCAGAUGCAAAUUUUUAUGGAUAGCACGGAGAGGUUCGCUGAUGCUUUUGAUUGCAUUGGCUUUACAACUGUGCCGAUCUGGUCCGGAUUAAUGGUGUCAUUCAUAAUGCUGCUAGGGCUGGCGGUGUCUGUUUGCAUGAUAAUGGAUAUUAAGACCAUGGACCGCUUUGAGAGUAACAGAAGCAAACAACUGACGAUCACUGUUAAUGAAUAAAUUAUGAUAAACCCUAAGCCCGUUUCACGAUUGGCUAAAAGCCAUUUUUGAUCAUUACAAAACUUCUUUAUAAAUCUGGUGAUUAAUAGGACGUUUACGAGGGGUAGUUUUUUGGUGAAGCCCUUCUGUCUAAUUCGAUUUCUUCUGCAAAGCCAUUUUAAGAACUGGUUUUGAAACAUGGCCAUUAACAUUAAUCUACUUGUGCGAUAUUACCACAUAUCUAAAGGCUUCUGGAGUAAUUGUUCACAUAUCUGAAGUUUACUUCCUUUUUGGAUACUUGAGCGAGGGAACUGCUAAUUAAAAUUUAUAUUAUUUUUGUGUACAGUGAGCAUUGAUCACGACCAGAACGGAUAUUGAUAUUGUUUUAAGAAAGACUAAGACACAGCGCGGUCUUUUGGUUGUUGAUCCACUUCUCCUUUGCUCUCCUGAUGAUUCUCCUGAUAUAUAGAAGACAACUCCGAUUGCUUCUCUAUUGUAAUUUAGCUGAAAAGAAAGAAUAUCUAAAAGAAUAUCUAUUAUAGUUAAACCUUGUUGUGGAAUUUUGAAUUUCAGAUCAUUCUAAUUUCAAAUACAUUGACAUUAAUAUUGGUAUUAUAUUAUAACGGUAUAAUGGUAUUAUAAGCGUCUUAUAUAGUAUUAGACCAGUGAUUCUCAACCUUUUAUUUGUUGCGGCACAUAUUUAACGAUUUCAAAAUUUGGCGGCACACAAAGAAAAAGAUAAAAAUUAUUUACUUACUACCGAAUCACAUACAUUUGCCAAUUUUAACGAAAGAAAAGAUGCAGUAACUACUAUGCAACACCUUGUGAAUCCCAACUAUCACUAAAACAACACGUUUUGUACGCACAAGUGGCAAGUGUGCGCCGACUUGAGACAUAUUCCUAUUGCUAUGCACGCCGCUUCAUCAUAAUUUGGCACUAAGACAAACCGCGUUGCAAAGCAAAUAAUAACACACUUUUGAAAUUUGGCGGCAAACAAAAGUGCCGCGGCACAGUGGUUGAGAAUCACUGUAUUAGACUAUAAUUUGUUAAAAAAUAUAUGGAUGCUAUAAACAUUAAAAAUAUCUUGACUGUUGUACUUUUAGUUGUAGUAAAAUUUAAAGAUCAUAUUGUGUCAGCUUCGCUGCUGGUAUUGAAAUUAUAUGAAUAAACAAAUACAUAUCUUA
Molecule: messenger RNA, 5714 nt
Organism: Bombyx mori (domestic silkworm)
Lineage: Eukaryota; Metazoa; Arthropoda; Insecta; Lepidoptera; Bombycidae
Exons: 23
Coding region: 118-4551 (1477 amino acids)
Biological process (GO): superoxide metabolic process
Molecular function (GO): metal ion binding
Source: RefSeq, a predicted model, not a curated record